CGGCGUAUCGUCUAUCCCGUUCCCCUAGUCCUCACCCUUCCAUGUUGACCCUCUAGACUCAGAAGCAAAGACAUUACCUACCUAAGGUAGCUUUACCAACCGAGAACGACGAUGUCUGUUUCGGUUCAGGCCCUUGCUGAAAGCGUUGAACAUGCUUGUGGGACUAUUGCAGACCUCCUUGUCAGCCUGAGUAAGCUGGUCCCAUUGGCCAAGGCUAGCUUGCUACCCGUGGCUGCAGAAUGUUUAACUAUGAAGACUGUGAUGGGAAAUCUGGGAGGUCUCCUGACCCCCGGAGGGCCUACGGACCCAUACGUGGUAUAUGAGGAUCAUAAUAGACAAGUUGAGAGUCUCGGACCCUGUUUCGAGGUUAUCCUUCAUGCCAUAUCAGAAAUACUCGUCGACGUUGAUCACGAGACUACACGUUUACGUCGCUAUCACAGCUGGGGAGAUCCUCUUGCAUCUUCAAAAGCAGUUCCAGCCACACAGGACUUCUUCAUAGAUGCUGGAUUCUGUCUGCGGAGAAGCCGAUCCUCCCUGUAUCUUAUAAUCGAUUGUCUCCAGAGAGGAAUUUUGUCAGGGGCAACUAUUCAACUGAUAGACCAAACUUUUCUAACCCAUCCCUCGUUUACGAAAAUAGUCGAGUCUUCGAGGCUCCAACCUUUGGUAGCUAUCGAAUUGCGUGAGACCUCAAAACAACCAGAUGUACGGUCCCUCUUAAGCAAAUAUCGGUCCAAAAGUCUACGUCCCCGCGAAAAUGACCAUAGCCUCACCCGCAUGCUCCACCACGCAAUCACUGGGUGGGAUUAUAAUGCCGUACAUAGAUGCCUCUUAGCGAAAACCAACCCAGACACCCCUCUUGAAGAAUCAGGAAUUGCACCAAUUCACCGAGCUCUAGGUCGAAUCGAAGUGGCGCUCGCUUCGGAAAAUAAGACGGCCGUAAGAACUUCCACUUCGAUUGUGAUGGCCUUACUUAUUGCAGGUGCGAGUCUCAAAGUGCGGGACGAAAACGGUCGAACUCCCCUCAUACGGGCCACUAUGAACGAAAUGCCCGACACUUUAAUAUCCUUGAUGUUAGAAUUCGGAGCUUGCCCAGACGCCAAAGACGGGCACAAGAACACGGCUCUUCAUUACGCGGCGAUGAAGGUCGCUUCGGAUGAAAUGGGAAACGUUGAUACCGUUCGGAUUUUGCUGGCCCACGGCGCAGAUCAAAGCCUUAGGAGUAAGAGGGGACGUACUCCUUUACACGAAGCGGUGUCAUUUGAAUGUUUCGACCGCGGUCGGGAGCUCUUGGACUACGGAGCCGACUCCGAAAUAGCGGAUAAUAAUGGGUGGACACCCUUACUUUGUGCAGUCACGCAAGGGAAUUUGGCGUUUACGGAGUUUCUAUGUGAUCGCGGUGCUAUUGUUGACAAGAAAGAUAAAAACGGGUACACGGCCCUACACUACGCUAUCUCGCAAGGAUCUGAGGAAAUAUCCAAGGCUUUGCUAGACGCCGGCGCAGAUGUGAACCUCAUCUCCAAAGGUGAAACUCCCCUCUGUCGAGCAACAUCCAAGUCAAACCUGCGGCUUGUUAAACUUCUUUUAUCGUAUGAUGCCGACGUUGAUUUGCCGUCUCCGGGCUACUACGGUGCCCUAUCGAUUCACGUUGCCGCUAUGGGGAGAGAUGUGGCUAUUUCCGAAGCUCUUCUAGGGGCGGGAUCUCCCAUCAACGCAUUAGACGAUGAAGGCCGCACGCCGCUGAGGUGGGCGAUGGAUGGAGGGAAGAAUGAGUUGGUACAUUUUCUAAUGAGUAAAGGAGCUGCUAAGUAGCCUUAAUUUGCCCGAACUUGUUCGUUUUCAUCGGGAUAUUGUAUC
Messenger RNA from Daldinia caldariorum, 1854 nucleotides. Its product is annotated as ankyrin repeat-containing domain protein. The transcript has 2 exons. NCBI's taxonomy places the organism in Eukaryota, Fungi, Ascomycota, Sordariomycetes, Xylariales, Hypoxylaceae. The coding region runs from base 112 to 1809 and encodes 565 amino acids. Gene Ontology annotation, molecular function: protein binding. The record is from RefSeq and is a predicted model, not a curated record.